Messenger RNA from Rana temporaria (common frog), 1332 nucleotides. RefSeq names its product abhydrolase domain containing 12B (gene ABHD12B). The transcript is spliced from 13 exons. The coding region runs from base 140 to 1222 and encodes 360 amino acids. Gene Ontology annotation, biological process: phosphatidylserine catabolic process; monoacylglycerol catabolic process. Gene Ontology annotation, molecular function: phosphatidylcholine lysophospholipase A1 activity; monoacylglycerol lipase activity. The record is from RefSeq and is a predicted model, not a curated record. Gene Ontology annotation, cellular component: endoplasmic reticulum membrane. Lineage: Eukaryota; Metazoa; Chordata; Amphibia; Anura; Ranidae.
AGGACCCUGAAGACUAAUGUGAUCUGCUUGUGAAAGCCAUAACCAGAGAGGAAGUGAAGAUAUGGCUUAUCCUUUGACCUAGUGGAGAGUGUGUGAUCAUUGCAGCCCUGCCAGAGGAUUCAGACAGUAAAGAGGCGACAUGAAAAGGAGAGAGGCGACACAUAAAGGGGGUCCCGGAGCUCAGACCUCUGGGAGAGGAGCACAGGAAGACUAUAGGGGAGCCCCCCGCAGGAGUAAGAGACGCCUAUCGAAUUGGUUGUUCUUCCUGAAAAGGUUUGGUGUGGGCCUUGUCGUCAUUUAUAUAUGUGUCCCUUUCAUCAUCAGGCUCUUCCCUGCAAUACUAGGCAAAGUUGUUUAUUUAAACAUGGUAAAAAUUCCUCUGUUUGUGGACUACAAGAAUCCCGGAGCGCUCCUGAACCACACCACAAAUUUCUACCUCACGUCUGACGAAGGUGUGACCAUCGGCGUCUGGCAUACCGUGCCUGCCAGCAGGGGGGAAGAGGCGAGAGAAAAGGGCCGCCGCUGGUUUGAAGACUCUCUCGGUGAUGACAACCCAAUUAUAAUUUAUCUCCAUGGCAAUGGGGGAACCAGGGCUGUCGAUCACAGAGUGCAGCUAAUGAAGGUUCUCAGUGAAGCCGGCUUCCAUGUAUUGGCUCUGGACUACAGAGGUUUUGCUGAAUCCACUGGAGAACCGAGUGAGGCCGGUGUGACCCACGAUUCCGUCUAUUUAUAUGAAUGGGUGAAGACUCGCAGCCAUGGAAACCCUGUCUGCCUUUGGGGGCAUUCUCUGGGCACUGGUAUUGCCACGAAUGCAGCCAGGAAACUGCAAGAAAAAGGGAAUGCAGCUGACGCAGUGAUCUUGGAGGCCCCGUAUACCAACAUCCGAGAUGCUGGAGCAUAUCACCCUUUCGGAAAGAUCUACCACAUUUACCCCGGAUUCGAAUAUUUUUUCCUGGACACAUUUGCACUCAGCAAUCAUGUGUUUCCCAAUGAUGAAAACAUUAAAACCAUGACCAGUCCACUCAUGAUCCUUCAUGCCGAAGAUGACAACGUUGUUCCUGUGUCUAUGGGAAAAGAGCUGCAUGAAAUCGCCAUAAACUCGCGUCAUCCUAGGGACGUGAAGCUGGUACUGUACCCCGCCAACCUGGGCUACAAACACAAAUAUAUUUAUAAAGACCCCAAACUGUCAGAGAAGCUUUGGGCUUUCCUGAACAACGCCUGAAGCUACAUCGCAUUCUGAAUACCAGGAGAUUAAACCGGGAUACUUUUUUUUUAACCUAUUUUGUUUCGAAAAUUUCCCAGUAAAAAUAAAAAAAAAAUGUGAGGACUCUG